AAUAUGCACGAUGAAUCGCCUCAGGGAUCAUCGACAGCCUAAAUAUCGCACGAGGAUCGCAGAAGCUUAGGGGACACACGGUUGACCCGCGUAUUGCGUCAUCGAAACGCAAACUUGAUGAAAAUGGACUCGACGAAACUGGGUGGACCAGCCCCGACCAGCCCAAGGGCUCACUCGCCAGCCUUACCGGCCUAUAGCUCCACCACGGGGGACGGUAACAUCGAUUAUAUAAUCGGAGACUACAUGGAGAGACUUGGCACCAGGUUGACCACGCUGGAGAACGAACUGAGGUACGCCUGGAGGGCGUUAGAUCUGCUCAGCCAGGAGUACAUCAAGAUGUGGGAGAGGCUGGAGAAGCUGGAGGGACUGCUUUACGAGCAGCAAACGGUGAUCAGUCAAUUGAUCGAGUUUUACGCGAGUGGUGCCAGUCACGAGACCCCCAACGUGGUUGUAGAGGAGACGUUGGCCAAUCAGCAGAGCACCGUCGGCGAGUUGGACGCCAUUGCGAAGAGCAUAGGCGCCACGAUGGCCGCCGAGGAGACGAACGCGAUUAGGGAGAAAUUGACCCAGCAAGAGAUCGCGAGAAUGCACGGACUCACGCAGGACAGCACAACUGCUGCCGCGGUAGUUACCGACAUACACAGGAACGUGAGGAACCUGGACGCUCUGGAGACUCUCGCGGAAGAGAGUAAUAUUCCAGAUGAGGCGUUCUACAGGAGCUUGAACAACGCGUACAGGGAGGACUUAAUCUGCGGCGACACGUCCAGACCAACGUCGCAGCUCGGAAUGAUUUGGGAGGAAGCGGAAGACGAGGACGUGAACGGGAAGAAAGAGGCGGAGUCGAACAUGUUCGACAAGACUAUGGAGAGAGAGGAAGAGAUGGAGGAAUUGACCGCGAUGCCGACAAAGGAGGAGUCUCCGGAGUUGGUGACGAAAAAGGAGGACGAAGCGGACGAGGACGAGGACGAGGGCGAAGUGUUCAGCGCGGCUGAUUACAAAAGUUACCGGGGGAACACACCUUGCGUCAGCGAGCAAGACCUGGCGCAGCUGUCUAGACUCAGUUCCAUUGACCAAGUUGCUCUGGAGAAACUACACGAGCUGGACAGGUUGACCAAUAAGUUGCAACAGGACUCUCAGAAUUUAAUCGAGCUGCAGACGAAACUGAUGGACUCUCCGAAGAGGCAAUACAGUUCCGAGGCUGAGGCAAAGUUGGCCGAAGAGGCGAGUAGCAUAGACGAACAGUUGAGAAAAAUCUACGUCGAGAACGACGUGGAUAGUUGGACCUUCUCGAAGAGUCCGGGAUCCACCGGUAGGUCGAUCUCCAGAGUCAGCACCGAUAGCGGUUUAGCGACUGACGGUGACUUCACCACUAGGUCAAUUUCGCCAAGACUUACAUCCACGUCCAGGACGAAUUUGGACUCCAUCUCGAGUACCUACACUCCACCCAGGCUAGCUAGCUACACCUCGGCUGUGCGCGAGAAGAGCCCAGAGCCGAUGAUCCAGUUGCCCAUAGACGUCGGUAGCUUUGCCAAAGGCUACGCGGAGAACAAAGAAUUGACUGACCUGAUGGCAGAAAGCUUCGCGGCUGUCACCUGCGCCUCGCCUACCAUCUACAGCACCACCACCGACAAAGUUCCGUCUCCUACGCACUCAGCCGGAAGUGUCCAUAGCGUGCACAGUGUGCACAGUGUACAGAGCCUUCGAACCAGGCAAGACGGUUAUUUCGGUAGCGCGGCUCGAUUGAAUUUAGAAUUUCAAGAGAGCAGAACGCCUCCGAGUCCGUCGCCUAGUUCGCCACCUCCUCCAGCCCCCCGAGACUCGACCGAACCCUUCCUGAUGCCAGGACUCGAUCAGAGAGAGCUGGACGCGAAACGACCUCAGAGCCCCACGUUCUUGAGGAGCGCGGAGAAACUGGUGACUCUGGAACAGGGUCGCCUAAGUCCACGAACCCCGCAUUCGCCUAAAUCGCCCCGAGUCUCGCCUAAGCACACAGCCAAGCCCAGCAGCGUGGCCAACAUCGUUGCGGCCAAGUCUGAUUCCGGCCUAUCUUCCAUGAGCGGGUGGAGCAGCCUGGACAAGUCCCCGAGCUCUCCGAAAAGUUCCAUCAGCAAGAUGCUUGCCUCGUACUCGGUAGAUCAUGCCAGAGCGACCUUAAUCCCCAGCACGACGACCGUCAGGUCUACCAGUCCGAUCCCACCUCUUCCUGAGACCACUACCACCAUCAUUACCCAAGAGCCGCUGUACGACACGCCCGAGGGAAGAGACGCUUUCGCGAGUACCACGUCGGUCACUUUCACAGUCACCAGUCACUCCUACACCGCGGCCAUAAACCAUUUGUCAGGGUACACGUCGAUGAAAAGCCCUACCACCAAGGAGGAGUACAGCUUCGUACCUCCUCCGGCACCCAUCGCGACCACCUGUCAGAGUCCAAAGAAACGAAGUCGUCAGCAGGCGUUACAGCACACGUACGACACCGUACCCCCUGGGACUACGAUCGACUACGUGUACAGGUCGGAGCAGCCGGCAAUUUACUCUGUGGCUGGCAGCAAUCGGCAGCAGGCCAUCACGAGCGUCUACACCAGUAGCGCCGGGGGCUACGGUCCAAAGACCACGACUACGGCUUACUAUCCGGACGCAGUGGAUCAGAAUAACAGCUAUCAGGACAAUUACACUGCCGUUCAGUACGCGGAACUGAACGCAGUGGCGGCUCACGCGAAGAAGCCUCUCAGGAGUAGCGUAUACGCGGACGGUGUCACGAACCACGAGGGCUACAAAACCGCCAUGUACCGCACCAUGUUCCUUACAGGGAACAUCACGGAUGCUCUGUCUUAUUAUCCAACCAGUGCAAAUCUACCACGAACGGAGACCAACGAGACUUCGUGGCUAAACUCGAUGGAGGAUCAGAUACCUCACGACUCGACGUCCUCUAGCAUCAGAUCCCUCACCUCGGAUGGCAGCUAUGCUCAGAGUCCCUACACUGACAGGAGGUACCCUCAGCCACCGGCAUAUCAGGCUCAUCAGUAUCACCACACGUAUGCGAAUCAGAACUAUCCGCAAGCCUAUCAGCAACAGUACCAACCGUACAGUCAGAGGCUGACUAGCACCGAGAGCGCACAACUUACAGACGGAUACCAAAGACAGUGGCAACGAGAGCAUCAGUACAUCCAGGAUCACGACAGCGCGAGGUUACCUAUCGACCAACCGCAGCAUCAGCAGAGCGAGUACUACGACGCGUCGAGCGUGAUAGUGUCUCAGUCUGGGUACAUAAGUAUCGCGUCGAACUUGAAAGACCACGAGAUAGAGACCACCAAGCCUGGCAAGAAGAUACGACGGGGUUCGUCCUUGAAAAAUGCGAUGAGCUCGAUGAGCAACUGGUUGCCUGACUUACACUUGAGCAAGAGGCACAGGAGUCACUCGUUGCCCGGUGGGGUAAGAAGAGAAGACUUAGACAUGUCUCAGGAGCAACAGCAGCAGCAGCAGCAGCAGCAGCAGCAGCAGCAGAAGGUUCCUGUGGAAACAGGUGUGACUAGAGGUCGUGGCAGGGGCCAAGCAACUAGGAAAAAGAAGAAGCAUACCUUGGUGUCUACCGUGUCCGGGAUUCUCCAAAAGGCUACGAGGCGAAGUCAUCAGUCCCAGUCGCUGUCUGAUCCUGAACAAUCGGAGACCGAGUGGAGCAGCGGCAGACAGAGUGGCCUGUCUGAAGACGAGGACAGCGUGAUGUCCGACGUGAACCAGGAGCCUCCGUUCUUCGCGAAAGUGAAGACAGCUAGCACGAAACGCAAACAGAUAUCCCAACCGAUUCCUCAGCAACCACAGCCGACCACCCAGCCCUUACCUCCCCAGCAGAAAGACUACAUACAGCAGCAACAGCAACAGCAGAACCUACAACAACAACAGCAAGUGCUUCAACAGCAGAUCCAACAACACCAAGAGCAGUUGCAGCAACAGGCUCUCCAAGACGGCUGGGGUAAGGAGAAAGAUCAGAAGAAGGAACUGGAGCACGAGCUGGCUGAACAAACAGGUGGUUUCGAGGAGGAAACGUCAGGGAAGAGCACGGGUUCCGGAUCAGGUGGCUCCUCGAUAUUCCAAACCGUGGGAGACAUCAAACGAUCCGCCGGUAGCUCCGACGAGGCACCUAACGAGAAGACUCCGAAGCUCCCACCCGUGACACUGAUGGGUGGCGCGAGCAUGGAAUUCGCGGUGUCCAGGGCACUAGGCAAGUAUCGUCAGAGACAAUCCUCCACGGUGUCGGAUGAGCAGCCUCCGAGCGAGGACGGUAGCACCGAGAAGAAGUCUGACGAGGGCACCAUCCCAACUCUGGAGGCCAGCUUCGAAUACCCUGAGGACAUGUCAGAAAAGAGCGAGAAGAGCGAGAAAUCCAGCAGCACUAGGUUACCGGAAUUGGUGACCAGCAUAUCGGAGGAAGCCCCGCCGUCCGAAGGAAGCCCAUCCGCGUCAAGCACGAGAGGUCAAUCGUCCGGCAGCCGAUUCCUGCCGCGGCAUCAGCAAUCCCUGGAAAUUCCAUGGACGGGUUCAAGACCGGGCGAAUUGGACGAGGACAACCGCAGCACGCAUUCCUAUCGAAGCACGUCGAGAGUCUCGUCCAGGCGGCAGAGUACAGAGGACUCGAUAGACUCCGAGGACGAGUGGUACCGGUACGAGCUGAGGAAGCUGGAAGAACUCGAGAGGCAAUCGCAGGUAGAGAUAGAGAUGGGCGAGGUGCUGGUGGAGGAGCCAGAAGAGGUUGAGCAUUACCAGCCGGACGAGACGGUUAAGGAGAAGAUGUCGUUCGUGCUGAAGGAACUGAAGAUGAAAGCCAGCACUAUAACCAAGGAGCAGGUGAAAGAGGACAAAGAAGAGCUACGGACGAGCAAAAUUAACGGGACGGUGACGAAGGAUCGUCGUGUGGAGGAGCGGGACAAGUUUCGAGACGAGAAGCCCAUCCCGAAGCGCAAAUCCGCGGAGAGUAUCGAAGCUGUGUUCGCGAGAGUGACCGAUUACCAUACUUGGGCUCACGAGGAGGAGGCGAAGAAGGAGAAACCUCCCUCGUCUAUGGAGGAAGGUUCUUCGGGAGAGACCUCUGGUCCCGACAGUCCAGUCCAGUCUAUGGACGAGGAGGAGGAGGAGGAAUUACCUAAAGACGUCGACGAACAACCAUCGAGACGCAGCUCGAGUGGCUCGACCUUUCGUCACGGAGAGAAGAUCCAUCCUGGCUCUGAACCCCUGUCUCGCGAGGGUAGCGUGAGCGUGCCACCUAGCGAGGUCUCUGUCAGUAUCCCGGGUGCCUGGGACUCGGAGAGCACCGUGCUCGAAGGGCUAGAGCGUGACGGAGCUGGUAGCGCGGAAACGGCUACCACGGCGACCUUGAGCCUACCGAAGAUCAAAAUCGAUUCCUCGUCCUGCGGCAGCUCUGACACUACGUUGAAAGAGGGCCAGGUAAGUCCUGGGCCACCUGGAUCAAAGUGGAAGCUACUGAAAGCGUUGAAAGAACGAAAGGCGGAAGAGAAGCUGAAGGAGGUCGAGGAGGCCGCCAAGGAGACCACCAUUACUCAGGGACCCACGGCAAACGGCAGCGGGCCUGGUGGCGAAUCCGGUGGACGAGGCAACGGGCAUCCGGGAGACAAUCCUUUCUACAGCAACAUCGACAGCAUGCCGGACAUCCGGCCGCGCCGAAAGUCGGUGCCAUUGGUCUCCGAGCUGGUCUUGAAGACAAUGGCGGCGACCAAGAGGAACACGCCAGGUCUGCUGUCAUCCGCGGUGCCCAGGGCCACGCUGAACGACGAGGAGCUGAAGAUGCACGUGUACAAGAAAACGCUGCAAGCGAUGAUCUACCCGAUCUCCUCGACCACGCCACACAAGUUCGUCACCUGGACCGCGACCUCGCCGACCUACUGCUACGAGUGCGAGGGUCUCCUCUGGGGUAUCGCUCGACAGGGUGUGCGGUGUACCGAGUGCGGUGUCAAGUGCCACGAGAAGUGCAAGGACCUGCUCAACGCCGACUGUCUACAAAGGGCGGCGGAGAAGAGCUCGAAGCACGGUGCGGAGGAUAAGGCGAACAGCAUCAUCACAGCCAUGAAGGAGAGGAUGAAGCAGAGAGAGCGAGAGAAGCCGGAGAUCUUCGAGCUGAUCCGGUCAGUCUUCGGGGUCAACGAGGAAGCAUAUACGGGUCACAUGACGUCGGUGAAGGAGUCGGUUCUGGAAGGUACCAGCAAGUGGUCCGCGAAGAUCGCCAUUACAGUGAUCUCCGCCCAAGGACUGAUCGCGAAGGACAAGAGCGGCACAUCUGAUCCAUACGUGACGGUGCAGGUCGGCAAAGUGAAGAAGAGGACCAGGACCAUGCCCAGGGAAUUGAAUCCUAUUUGGCACGAGAAGUUCUACUUUGAGUGCCACAACUCGUCCGACCGAAUAAAAGUGAGAGUGUGGGACGAGGACAACGACCUGAAGUCGAAGCUGCGACAGAAGCUGACAAGGGAGAGCGAUGACUUCCUUGGACAAACGAUCAUCGAGGUGAGGACGCUGAGCGGCGAGAUGGACGUUUGGUAUAACCUGGAGAAGAGAACGGACAAGAGCGCGGUGUCUGGCGCGAUCAGACUGCAUAUCAGUGUGGAGAUCAAAGGCGAGGAAAAGGUCGCGCCUUAUCACGUGCAGUACACCUGUCUGCACGAGAACCUCUUCCAUAGCCUGUGCGAGAAGAACGAUGGCGUUGUGGCGUUGCCUCAAGCGAAGGGUGACGAUGCCUGGAAGGUGUACUUCGAUCCACCAGGCGAAGAGCUCGUGGACGAAUUCGCGAUGAGAUAUGGCAUCGAGAGCAUCUACCAAGCAAUGACGCAUUUUCACUGCCUCUCCACGAAGUACCAUUGCCCAGGAGUGCCAGCGAUGAUGUCCACCCUGCUGGCGAACAUAAACGCGUACUAUGCUCACACCAGCGCGAGCUCUGCUGUCUCGGCCAGUGACAGAUUCGCCGCCAGCAACUUUGGGAAAGAGAAGUUCGUGAAAUUACUGGAUCAGCUGCACAACUCUCUGCGAAUCGAUCUGUCGAUGUACCGAAAUAACUUCCCUGCCUCGAGCCAAGAGAAGCUGAUGGACCUGAAGAGCACGGUCGACCUGCUGACGAGCAUCACGUUCUUCAGGAUGAAGGUGCUCGAACUGUCCAGCCCGCCUAGAGCGAGCACCGUGGUGAAAGACUGCGUGAAGGCGUGCCUUCGAUCCACCUACCAGUUCCUGUUCGAGAACUGCUGCGACAUCUACAAUAGGGAGUACCAAGUGGACCCAAGCGAGGCGAAGAGGGACGCCGAGGACCAUGGACCUCGUCUGGAGUCGCUGGACUUCUGGCACAAAUUAAUCGCGUUGAUCGUUUCGGUGGUCGAGGAGGACAAAAACAGCUAUGCUCCUGUCCUGAACCAAUUCCCUCAGGAACUGAACAUCGGUCAACUGUCAGCGGCCACCAUGUGGUCUUUGUUCGCUGUGGACAUGAAAUAUGCUUUGGAGGAACACGAGCAGCACAGAUUGUGCAAAUCCUCUGCCUAUAUGAACCUCCACUUCAAGGUCAAAUGGCUGCACACCAACUACGUGAAAGAUGUGCCACCGUACAAGGGUGCGGUACCCGAGUAUCCUGCCUGGUUCGAGCCGUUUGUCAUGCAGUGGCUAAACGAGAACGAUGACGUUUCACUGGAAUAUCUCCAUGGUGCCUUCAACAGAGACAAGAAGGACGGAUUCCAAAAGAGCAGCGAGCACGCGCUGUUCAGCGUCUCCGUCGUCGACGUCUUCACUCAAUUAACCCAGUGUUUCGACGUGGUUUCCAAGCUGGAAUGUCCCGAUCCGGAGAUCUGGAAGAGGUACAUGAAGAGGUUUGCAAAGACCAUUGUAAAAGUGUUAGUGGCUUACGCGGAUAUCGUGAAGAAGGAAUUCCCAAGUCACCUGAAGGAAGAACGAAUCGCUUGCAUUCUCAUGAACAACAUUCAGCAGCUUCGAGUGCAGCUAGAAAAGAUGUUCGAGUCAAUGGGUGGAGAGAAAUUGGAAGAGGAUGCGGCGAACAUCCUGAAGGAACUUCAACAGCAAUUGAAUGGAGCACUCGACGACCUUGCUAUGCUGUUUGCAAAGAGCUUGGAGCCGAGAAUAACCGCUUCCGUGAAGGAAUUAGGAGACCUGUUGUUAGCUAUUAAGGGUGGUGGACAGGUGCAGUUAUCGCAACCUGCCCAGAGAAACAAUGUCGCCGUGGAAGCUGAUGAAGUAUUGCGUCCCCUGAUGGAUCUUCUCGAUGGAAGUUUGUCCUUGUACGCUGAAUCUUGCGAAAAGACAGUGUUGAAGAGGCUGCUGAAAGAAUUGUGGAAGAUCGUCAUGAGGAUUCUAGAGAAGACAGUGGUACUGCCACCUAUGUCGGAUAAGAGCAUGAUGUUCAAAAAUCUGACGGAUAACGCUAAGAAUCUAGCCGCAAACGCAAAGAUAGAAGACAUGUCGAAGCUAUUCAAGAACCAUAUGGCUGGCAAACCUGAUGUGAAGAACGCACUGAGCGGUGUAAUGGAUAUUUCUAAGGAAGUAGAGAAGAAUCUUUCCCCGAAACAGUGUGCUGUCCUCGAAGUCGCUCUAGAUACCAUCAAACAAUACUUCCAUGCAGGCGGAAACGGCUUGAAGAAAACGUUCUUGGAGAAAUCCCCAGAAUUGCAGAGCUUGCGAUAUGCCUUGAGCUUGUACACGCAAACCACGGAUACUCUUAUCAAGACUUUUGUCACGUCUCAGGUCAAUCAAGUGCCGCUGAACAAUGCGUCAAAGCUACGUCAGCGUCAGCGUUCGAUGAGCAGCGAAAGAGGUGGUGACGAAGGGGAAGGAGCCGAGGGUAUGGAAAGCCUCGAAGAACCCCUUCGCCAGAGCAAGCCCUCUCUUCGUCGAGAGAGUCGACAAGUUCCAGAAACUGCCAGCACAGAGGAAGGUUCUGUUGGAGAAGUCAGCAUUCAAGUGGACCUCUUCACGCAUCCUGGAACUGGAGAACAAAAAGUCACUGUCAAAGUUGUCGCUGCAAACGAUUUGAAGUGGCAGCUGCCUACGGGUAUGUUCAGGCCGUAUGUUGAAGUAAACUUGAUUGGACCGCAUCUGACUGGAAAGAAGAGGAAGCAGUCAACAAAAUCAAAGAGCAAUAAUUGGUCGCCACAAUUCAACGAGAGCUUCGACUUCAUGAUUGGCAACGAACAGCAACAAUUGGACUUCUACGAGUUGCACAUCUGCGUGAAAGACUACUACUUCGCAAGAGAAGACAGAUUAGUCGGCGUUGCAGUGAUGCAGCUCAAGGACAUAGUCGACGAUGGCUCAUGCGCCUGUUGGUUGUCGCUCGGCAAACGAAUUCAGAUGGACGAAACCGGCUGGACAAUACUGAGGAUCCUGUCACAGAGGAAUAACGAUGAGAUUGCGAAGGAGUUCGUGAAGCUGAAGAGUGACAUCAGGCAGGAGACACCGUUACCAAAUCCUACCUGAAGCUCAAAGUCACAGCAUUAAG
Messenger RNA from Eufriesea mexicana, 9487 nucleotides. RefSeq names its product protein unc13 homolog (gene unc-13). Gene Ontology annotation, biological process: synaptic vesicle priming; presynaptic dense core vesicle exocytosis; dense core granule priming. Gene Ontology annotation, molecular function: diacylglycerol binding; phospholipid binding; calcium ion binding. Bases 118 to 9465 code for a protein of 3115 amino acids. The record is from RefSeq and is a predicted model, not a curated record. Gene Ontology annotation, cellular component: presynaptic active zone cytoplasmic component; presynaptic membrane; terminal bouton. NCBI's taxonomy places the organism in Eukaryota, Metazoa, Arthropoda, Insecta, Hymenoptera, Apidae. The transcript has 20 exons.